Messenger RNA from Lymnaea stagnalis (great pond snail), 5213 nucleotides. The record is from the annotation of a GenBank genome assembly. NCBI's taxonomy places the organism in Eukaryota, Metazoa, Mollusca, Gastropoda, Lymnaeidae.
AAACAUAACUCGUGCCACCUAAGAAAAAACUAAAAGUCAAAGUGGAACUUGAUUUUUCAUAAAUAGCACAAAGAAUAAAGAGUUUGCACAUUAUCUGGGAAAAUGAGCAUAGUCGUUGGUAAUUUUAAAAUGUUGACAACGUCUUUUUCUUAAUUAAUUAAUUAAUUAAAUCACAAAAAUGCUACUGCUACAUUCAAAAUCGUUAGACUGUAGACACUGUAGAGUGAAGUCGAAGUGGAUAUCGGCGAAAUAUCGGAUAGCAGCGGCUCUGUGGUGGUCUUGUAAGACGCACUAUUUACGAUUUAAAUUAAAAAUAUUGGAAAAGGAAAAAAAAAAAAAAAAGAAUAUUGGCAAUUAAUGGCAAAAAUCAUGCAAUAGGAUAUCGGCGAAAUAUCGGAUAGCAGCGGCUCUGUGGUGGUCUUGUAAGACGCACUAUUUACGAUUUAAAAUAAAAAUAUUGGAAAAGGAAAAAAAAAAAAAAGAAUAUUGGCAAUUAAUGGCAAAAAUCAUGCAAUUAAAUGUGAUUUUAAAAAGUAACUAGUUACUAAUUUGAAAUAUUUGUUGUACUGACCAUGACAAUAAAAUGAUUUUCACAAUUCAAUGACAUCAGUCCAGUUACUGUCACUGUUACAAUUACUUAUUACUUACUUAGUUUUACUGUCACAUCAAUGAUAAUAAUCAUUUUGUUAUGUGGAUGAUCAUAAGGCAAGGCUCAUAGGCCUAAAUGGUUAUGACAAUGUGAUUGUCAACUCCAGUUCAUCGUUCAUCAACAAAGUUCAGUUAACCUUUUUUUUUUUAAAAAAAAUACUAAUGACUAAUACAUGAUUUAUUUAUGGAAUCCAUAUAUGUUUGAAGAUUUUUAUUUAUUUAUUACUACGGAAGUUGGCUGUUGAUUCACAUUAAUCAUUUGCUCAUUUGCAAAUAACUUCCAGAUUUAUUAAAUCAACAUAUGAUUUUCAAAUUAUAUUAUAACAAUUCACUUGCAAAUUUCCAUAAAUUAUUAAAUAAUUCAUUGACCUUACUCUUACAAUAAUAGUACCAUAAUUAAAAUAUGAACAAAUCCAAAUAACCUCCUCGUUGUUAGUAGAGGUGCAUGACAUGUUCCAAAAUUUUUAUUUUUUUGUUUAAAAUGUAUUUCAGGAGGUGGUACUGGAUUUAUUGGCCGUCAGUUAGCAAGACUUGGUCAAAGCAAAGGUUUCAAAGUUAUUUCUGUCUCCAGAAAAGCUGGCCCAAACCGUUUGACAUGGGUAAUUAUAAGAUAGAUACAAAUCUUUUAAAGCUGUGCAAGCAUGCCUGUAAAUUCUGACAGAUUGGUGAACAAAUUAAUAUAGGCUGCCCUUACUUUGAGGAAGGAUUUUCAUUGAUCAUGCUGAUCUUAAGUAGCUCUAAUGUAGUGGGCUUGAUGUACUGUCUAAAAUUUUAUUUUUACUAAUGACAAAUGAAUUUUGAUAUUCUUUCCACAAUUUUUAAAAUUAAAUUUAUAACAUGAUAUUAAUUGCUUUCUUUAUAAUUUUAUUUAAAUUUAAAUAUUUGAAAUUAUGUAUUUCAAAACAAGAAUUUUUUUUUUUUUAACAUGAGACCCCCAGCCUUAUAUAUCUUAAAGCUUUGCAAGCAUCAAUUCAUUGACUCGUAUGUACUCACACAGUAAACAUUCUACUUUUCAGAAUGACAUUAGUCGAAAUGGUCUGCCAGAGGACUGUGUGGCUGUUGUCAGCAUGUCUGGUGAACCCAUCCUUCAGCCUUUCAAAAAGUAAUUUUUACAGAGUUGUUUUAAGAACACUUGAGGGAUAUUUAAUUUCUGGCUAAGCCAAGUUUUCAUUGACAAAUUUAAAAAAAAAAAAUAUUUUUUAAUGUUAAUAAAAUUUUUAUAGAUGUUCAAUUACACAACAGUUCACAUUUUCAUUACUUUGUCGUAAGUAUAUUUUGGGAUAUGCCAACGGGUCUGUCCAGCCUGUAAUUAUAUUUCAUAUUUCAGGUGGACUGAUGACUUCAAAUCUCAGUUGAAAGAAAGCAGGGUGGAAAAAACAAAACUGUUGUGUCAGGCCAUUUGCUCAUCAUCAAAACCACCCAAAGCUUUUGUUUCUUUAUCCGGAGUGGGUAAGUGCAGUUAGCAGGGUGUCACUGUUCUGGAAAUGUAAAUUAAACAAGGCUGUAUUCUGUAUUAAAAUUGCUGUGAACGCAGACCAAUUUCAUAUCUGUUAUUAUAUACCACCACAUCACAGACUUGUACAGUCACAGAUUUGAGCAAAAACUACAAAAAUCGGAACCUAAUUCCUAAUAAUAACUUUGACAUAUAACUGCUUUUUAAAAAAAAAAUAAAAAAAUAUUCAAUCUCCAUUAUACACUGUGAUGAUGUUUUGUGAAUACUAAUGCUUUUUGUUACCCUCUCUUCAAUUAAAACUUAUUUGUUGUUACAGAAGGAUCAUCUUGUGUUGUAGAAAUAAUUUAAUGAAAUAUAAUACUUGAUAAUGGCUGUUUUUUUAGAUGUGGCUCCGUUUCAUCUUGUAUCAUGUUUAAGGUUAUUACAAGCCUGACCCAAACAAAGAAUACACAGAGAGCGACGUCGUUGAGCCCUUUGACUUUCUUUCACAACUUACCAAAGAAUGGGAAGCAGCAGCCAAAUUACCAGCUCAAGUCCCCACCAGAUCUGUCAUUGUUAGAACUGGUGAGAUAUGUUAGUCAGGAUGUAAACAGUGAAUAACAAUACCAAAAACAAAGAAAAGAAAAAAGACUAUUUUAAAAAAAAAUGGAUAAAUCUUCAUAGUCGAAAACCGUUGAGAGUGCAAGUUGUCUCCCUUGUGUCAGGUUUAGUUUAUGAAGUUUCAUUCUUUUUUGCUUUAUUUUUGAGUGAAGGAUAGCAUCUCCUAUAACUACAUUUUAAUUUUAUCUAUCUUUUCAUGUCAAAUUGCACAUAUUAAACAUUUUCGUUGCUUACCUUCUUCAGCUCUAUCACUUAAUAUUAAUCAAAUCUCCUUUAAAACAUUCAAAGAGAUUAAUUAAUGAUCACAUGGGUUGUAAACUAUAGAACAAAAAAAACAUUAAUUUCUUUGAUAGUUAACAUACAUGUUUUAUUAAACUUACUGGAGUAGUGGUUGUAAAAUAUAGAAGAAAGAAAUUUCAUUUAUGUGACAGUUAAUAUACACAUUCUAUUUAACUUACAGGAGUCGUGGUUGGAAAAGAAGGCGGAGUUAUCCAAAACAUUAAAACUCCUUUCUCACUCGGCCUGGGUGGGCCGAUCGGCUCAGGCAAACAGUGGUUUCCAUGGAUACACGUAGAGGACAUGGCAGGUAUCAUACUCCAUGCUGUGGAAAACGACAGGGUCUCCGGCAUCCUGAACGGCACCGCCCCCAACCCCGUCCGCAGCGGGGAAUUCACCAAGGCGUACGCCUCGGCUCUGUUCAGACCUCAUCUCAUCCCGCUCCCAAGCUUUGCCGUCAAUGCAAUGUUCGGCCAGGAAGGUGGCACCAUAUUGUUGGAAGGCCAAAAAGUCUUGCCUAAGAGAACAUUAGAAGCGGGGUACAAGUUCAAAUACCCUACAAUAGAGCUGGCAUGCAAACAAGUUGCUUCGUAAACUACUACACUACACACAUAGAAACAGUUUGAGCGAAUGCCAUUUAAAUUUAUUUUUCUGUGUUAUGGUGCUUCUGUUUGAAAACGUAACACUUUUUACGUUGCAUUAGUGGUAGGUGUUAUUAUGUGUAAUAUAAUCUUGUGUUUAUGGUCUGUGACUGAGUAUUAGAAUGGAUUUUUAAGGGUUUAAAUUCAUGAAUUAUAUGUCUCCUACUUGAUACUAUCAUAAUGAUAAAAAGGAUCAUGAUUAUCUCAAAUUGAAACUCUCAUAUUGAUAAAAUUAUCAUGAUUAUCUGAAAUUGAUACUGUUAUAUUGAUGAAAAGUAUCAUGAUCAUCUCAAAUUGAUAAGGUACUAUCAAUUAAUUAAAAAUAAUCAAGAACAUGUCAAAUUGAUACUAUCAUAUUGAUUAAAAUGAUCAAGAACAUCUCAAAUUAAUAAUCUAAUCUUCCCAAUCCUCAUCUAAACCUUGAAACAAUUUUGAAGAUUGUGUAACUAUGUAUCCAAACUGAGUGAAGUUGAUAAACCUGUUACCUCAUCAAUGCAUAAAAAUGUAAACAAGAAAAGAAUACUCACGCACUGACCAUGUCUAAUGCUGACUUUAAUUUAUUGGAAUAAUUUCCACUGAUGACUAAAUGUAAGCAUUUUUUUGACAAGCUUUUCUUUUAAAUAGAGGAUUCUUCAGUGUGAACUCUGAUGCUUUAUGCCCCCCCACCUACCCAUCACAUUUACCCUAACCCUGUCAUAUUCAAAGUUUCACAAAGUCAUAGCUGGCAUGUCAUGAAGUAUAGUGACAAGGCUUCAUAAAGUCCAGCUCCCAUGUUAAGAAUAGUGAUUAGGCUAGAAGAUCAAUAAUUGAUCUAAUGUAAAACUAUUAAAAAAAUAAUUUGGGAUAGAAAGAACAAACAACUUUGUUAGUAGACUAACUAUCUAUCAACAACUGUUGGUUGAUCAGUUGUAUUUAUAAAACGUCAACUGGUUGUUGUGUUGAUGUUUUUUUUUAUGUAAUUGUUUUAAUUUCUGCUGACAUAAAAAUUCAAAUUUUUUACUGUGUAAACACAGGUCUGCAAUUUUAAAAUUUAUUUUGCUGGCAUCCGUCCAUCACAAUAUGACGAUGGUGAAGACUUCGCAAGACGAAAUCCACAAGGCCUGGAAUUAUUCUUCUAGGAUUAUAAGCUGGUUCCCAACGGCAAAUGGCCUCUCUCCACGCCGCUGGAUAACCCUAGGGAGCAUCAUGUGGAGGAUACAGCUUGGCACCAGUGGCGUCGCAGGAGUUGUCGGAAUGUUUCAUUGUACCAAUGUUAUCCACCUACGGGACUCCAUCUCGGGGUUUUGAAUUCAUAGUUUCCUUCUCUUAGAUGAGUUGCCAUCCAAGGUUAAUGAGUCCCAGCCACCUGUAUGUUUUUUUACAAUGUUGAAUUUUUUUGAUGUAUGAAGCUUGAGGAUCUGUAUUGUAUAUUUCUUGUAAGGUACAACUUUAUCCUAGGCCUUUCAUUUUAAUCCUAGGCCGUUACUGGAGUUUUAUUUUAGUUUUUUGCAGAAUUGUUGUUAUUUUCCAUGACUAACAAAUAGCAUUUGUAUGGAGAAUAAUAUUCAAGUUUUAUUUUGUAGAGAGUUUGCCUUAAGCAAAGUGUUUGGAAAAUC